GCAACCACCAGGUCGCCGGUUCCCGGUUCGGACCAGCCAGCGCUCCCCAGGAGUCUCAUUGGAACAGAACCAUGGGGCAUCCCCCACUGGAGUUCAGCGAUUGCUACCUGGACAGCCCCGAUUUCCGAGAGAGGCUCAAGUGUUAUGAACAGGAGCUGGAGAGGACCAAUAAAUUCAUCAAAGACGUGAUCAAAGACGGCAACGCGCUUAUCAGCGCUAUGAGAAAUUACUCUUCUGCUGUUCAGAAAUUUUCUCAGACACUACAGACAUUUCAGUUUGAUUUCAUUGGAGACACUCUGACUGAUGAUGAGAUUAACAUCGCUGAAUCCUUCAAGGAAUUUGCGGAAUUGCUCAAUGAAGUAGAAAAUGAGCGGAUGAUGAUGGUGCACAAUGCUAGUGAUUUGCUGAUAAAACCCCUGGAAAAUUUCCGGAAGGACCAAAUAGGCUUUACCAAGGAGCGGAAAAAGAAAUUUGAAAAGGAUGGUGAGAGGUUUUAUUCUUUGCUGGACCGGCACUUACAUCUGUCUUCCAAAAAGAAAGAGUCCCAGUUACAAGAGGCAGACCUUCAGGUGGACAAAGAGAGGCAAAAUUUCUUCGAGUCCUCCCUUGAUUAUGUUUAUCAAAUCCAGGAAGUUCAAGAGUCCAAGAAGUUCAAUAUCGUGGAGCCAGUCUUGGCCUUUCUUCAUAGCCUCUUCAUUUCUAACAGCUUGACUGUGGAGCUCACACAGGAUUUCCUCCCAUACAAACAGCAGCUCCAGCUCAGUUUGCAGAAUACAAGAAAUCAUUUCUCCAGUACCCGGCAAGAGAUGGAAGAACUUAAGAAAAGGAUGAAAGAAGCUCCACAGACGUGCAAACUUCCAGGACAGCCGACCAUUGAAGGCUAUCUCUAUACGCAAGAGAAAUGGGCUUUGGGAAUAUCCUGGGUGAAAUACUAUUGCCGGUAUGAGAAAGAGACCAAAACACUCACCAUGACACCUAUGGAGCAGAAGCCGGGUGCUAAGCAGGGGCCCUUGGACUUAACCCUGAAGUACUGCGUGAGAAGGAAGACGGAGUCUAUUGACAAGAGGUUCUGUUUUGAUAUAGAAACUAAUGAAAGGCCAGGAACCAUCACUCUGCAGGCCCUUUCAGAAGCUAACAGAAGGCUGUGGAUGGAAGCCAUGGAUGGGAAAGAACCUAUCUACCACAGCCCCAUAACGAAACAGGAAGAAAUGGAGCUGAAUGAGGUGGGGUUCAAGUUUGUUAGGAAGUGCAUCAAUAUCAUUGAGACCAAAGGGAUCAAGACGGAGGGCUUGUACCGCACUGUGGGCAGCAAUAUUCAGGUUCAGAAGCUGCUGAAUGCAUUUUUUGAUCCCAAAUGCCCAGGAGAUGUUGAUUUUCAUAAUAGUGACUGGGACAUUAAGACAAUCACCAGCUCCUUGAAGUUCUACCUCAGGAAUCUCUCUGAACCUGUCAUGACCUAUAGACUCCACAAAGAGCUGGUCUCUGCUGCUAAAUCUGACAACCUGGAUUACCGACUGGGAGCUAUUCACUCCCUGGUAUAUAAGCUACCAGAAAAGAACCGAGAGAUGCUGGAACUUCUGAUAAGACACUUGGUCAAUGUGUGUGAGCACAGCAAAGAGAAUCUUAUGACCCCCUCCAACAUGGGGGUGAUCUUUGGGCCCACCCUGAUGAGAGCUCAGGAGGAUACUGUGGCCGCCAUGAUGAACAUCAAGUUCCAGAACAUUGUAGUGGAAAUCCUAAUUGAGCACUUUGGCAAGAUCUAUUUAGGUCCACCUGAGGAAAGUGCUGCACCCCCAGUGCCUCCGCCUCGGGUGACAGCAAGAAGGCACAAACCAAUCACGAUUUCGAAGCGCUUGCUGCGGGAAAGGACUGUUUUCUAUACUCCUUCGAUGGAUGAAAGUGAAGAUGAAAUCCAACAUCAAACACCAAAUGGUACUAUUACCAGCACCGUAGAACCGCCCAAGCCAUCACAACAUCCCAAACUACCCAUUCAGAGAAGUGGAGAAGCUGAUUCUGGGAGGAAGUCCCCAAGCAGGCCUGUUUCAGAUGGCAAGUUGGAGCCCUGCCCUGAGGUGGAUGUGGGAAAGUUUGUGUCUAGGCUACAGGAUGGAGGGAGCAAGGCCACCCCAAAGGCCACCAAUGGACCCGUUCCAGGCUCUGGGCCUACCAAAACCACCUCUUUCCACAUAAAGAGACCAGCUCCACGGCCCCUGGCUCCCCACAAGGAGGGGGAUGCUGACAGUUUCAGCAAAGUGCGGCCUCCAGGAGAAAAGCCAACCAUCAUCCGUCCCCCAGUGAGGCCCCCAGACCCUCCCUGCCGGGCGGCUACUCCCCAGAAGCCAGAACCAAAGGCAGAUAUUGUGGCUGGCAGUGCAGGGGAAAUCCCAUCAUCCAUGGUGGCUUCCAGGACCAGGUUUUUUGAAACGGCUUCCCGGAAAACAGGAAGUUCUCAAGGCAGACUUCCUGGAGAUGAGAGUUGAGGCCACAGGUUCUAAAAGCCUUGGCCUUGGGGGACCCUUUCCAGAGGGGUGUGCAGAGUCAUUUUGUGCUGAAGAGCAGCUCCUUUCUGGCCCUGCACCUUCAGGCUCUGGGAGGCCAUAAAAUAAGAGGCACGUGUUCUAGACACAUGUCUAUUUCUCCUUUAUAUUCUGUCUUCAUCCCCUCAGAAGGUCUAUCUUGAGCUCCUGUAACACUGUGAAUGGCUGGACUCCCUCAAUUGAGACUCUGCUGAGACCAAGAUAUUCACUGACCUGAGUUGAAGAGGGAAAGCCAGUUUUCAGCUCUUCUGUGAACUUCCUGCUUCCUUAAAAGGCCAUCAAACUCUGAAAGAUUUGGGGCAGAAGACCAAUCUCAGGGGUUUACCCUGAAGUAAAUGCCACUUGAGUUGGGGCCAUUGCUUGCCUGGUUGAAGAGGAGUAGGAAUGUUUGCCAAACAUUGGAGAAUCUUAACAUGUCUCUUACUGAGGAUAUGGACACUGGUGCCAGACUGGCACUCUGAUGCUGCAAUAUAUUGCCAAGAGUCUGUCUGCUCCCGGGGGGCCAGACAGCAUGGUGAUGCCCCAUAAGCCCUCCAUGUGGACUUUAGAAGAUGGUUUUUGCAUACAGCUACUUAGGACAAAUCUACAAAGCACAUUUUGUAUGUCAAAUCCUAGAUCUAUUUGGAUUAUUCUUCCUCCUGUUUUCUCUCGACAGCUUCCUUUAAAAGCAAUCAAGAAAAAAACAAAAGCUCAAAAUAUUUCUUUAAAAAAGACGGACUGUAUUUGUCCUGUAGGAGUUCCAUUUUUGGGUCAAAUGCUGGGAAAAAUUGUUAAGAUGGAUUGAAGCCAGGCAGCUAUCACUGUUGCUUCAUGUUUGCCUUCUGCAGAUAAGCUCUUUUAUCUCCUGAAAGAGGUAGUUCUUAACCCACUGUCCAUGGAUUCAGAAACUCCCUGAUGCCCCUGAGAUGGUAUGCAGAAUUCCAUGACAAUAUGCCUUUUCUGGGGAGAUAGUCUAUAACAUUUUACUGAAUUUCAAAUGGGCCUGUGAGCCAAUAAAGAUUAAGAACCACAGCCCUUGAGAUAAAAGACUCUUUUUACAACCCAUAAAGUAUUUGAUGUAAAGGGCCUUUCCAAAUUAUUUAGCCUAACUGCCUAGUUUAGAGUUGGGGAAACUGAGGCAGAGAAAGUUAACAGCCACACCAGGUCAAGAUCCCAGGUUCCUGGGAUCCGGUGCAAAGUUCUUUCCAUCACACCAUACUUAUCUUUCAAGGGGACUUAUGG
Messenger RNA from Cynocephalus volans (Philippine flying lemur), 3758 nucleotides. It is a transcript of the gene OPHN1, whose product is annotated as oligophrenin 1. Gene Ontology annotation, biological process: signal transduction; negative regulation of proteasomal protein catabolic process; synaptic vesicle endocytosis. The record is from RefSeq and is a predicted model, not a curated record. Gene Ontology annotation, molecular function: protein binding; GTPase activator activity. Lineage: Eukaryota; Metazoa; Chordata; Mammalia; Dermoptera; Cynocephalidae. The coding region runs from base 72 to 2480 and encodes 802 amino acids. Gene Ontology annotation, cellular component: terminal bouton; actin cytoskeleton; cytoplasm. The transcript is spliced from 25 exons.